AUUAAAUUAACAGUCUAUUAACUACACUACAAUGGAUCUUGGAAGGUUUCUCAUUGAAUACCAAAAACGCAACCCUGUCACAUUGGAUGACACGGAAUGUUUGCCUGGGGACAUGGAGUACUACAAUGACAGUAGUGAAAAUACAAGCAUAUCAGCUGGUUCCAAAAAUAAUUCAGAAUUGCCAUACACGGGCCAAAUGUUUUCCACUUUACAAACUGAAAUGGACACCACCGAUUUAAAGUCUAGAUUUAAUUCCAAUUUCGAUUGGCUAGGUAUGAAAUCAAAUGAACUGCAGACCACAGGGAUGUAUAAUAGCCCAUCAGACUGGUUUCCACAGCAGUAUAAAUACACAAAUGACUUCCCACUGGAUAUAUAUUCCCCUUUUCCAUUUCACAAUGGUGUUCAUAAGGACAAUGCAUGGGAUCACUGCAGUCAUCAGGAACCUUUGAUAUCUCCUAGUAAGGCACCGAUAUACAAGUUCCCCUUAGCAUCUAGGUUGACAUCAAAUUCGUUGUUUAAAAUAGCUCUUAACCAUACAGUUGCUGGACUCUAUAUUGGCAAACACGGUACGAAUCUAAAGCGUUUACAGUCUACUCUUAACUUCGGGUUAACUCAAUCCGGCAGGGGCAGCCGUGGCGAUUUUACCGGUGUUGGGUACCCAUGUCAUCGUACGAACACUGCUCUGUUAUUCGAGGGCACUCUUGUUGACAUACUAAUGGCUCUUAGGCCUCUGUACAGGAUUAUCCAAAACGAGGUGCUCACUUUAGACAAGGAAUCACAGCGAAUAGUAUCCGGGAGGGUGCUCAACGUCAAGUUUGAGCUGGAUGUUAUCAUACCACUGGACCGUAAGAAACUUCUAAUGCAGGAGGAAGGCGUCCGGUGCAACCGCUUACGCCAACUAUCCGGGGUUGGUAUAAUUGCCGGUAAGCAGAACUACGAAUGGGGGAACAUAAAGGAGACUAUAGUGACGCUAUAUGGAUUCGCCGAGAACGUAGAGAAAGCUUGCGAGUGGUUGGGUGUAUUCAUACAGGAAUCCCCUGCUGUUCUAUCGCGUGAUUUCGCCUUCAUUGAUUAUCCCAAGUACACUUUAGCCGUACCGGAAAACGCAUUUUCGUGAUAAUAAUGAACCCAGCGUUAAUGAAUCACUUGUAUGGA
Messenger RNA from Babesia bovis T2Bo, 1155 nucleotides. RefSeq lists its product as uncharacterized. Gene Ontology annotation, molecular function: RNA binding. The transcript has a single exon. Lineage: Eukaryota; Apicomplexa; Aconoidasida; Piroplasmida; Babesiidae. Bases 32 to 1117 code for a protein of 361 amino acids. The record is from RefSeq and is a predicted model, not a curated record.